UACGAAGGAGUAUUCACCAAACAGCCAGCGAUCCUACUGCGCAUGGAACCCGAGGAAGCCAAAGAAUUCGUCGACGCGUACCUUCAGGAGCCGUAUUGGGAGAAGAGAUGGAAGAGCGCUAAUUCCGAGUCGACAACGUUCACGCCAGGGCGACGCUUCCACAAGACGGAGGACGGCCUUCUCUUUUUCCUGGACGCCGAUUUCCUGCCGCGCCUCUGCGUGCCCGACAAACUCGUUCCGCGCAUCCUGCGAGCCGCGCACGAAGAGCCCAUGGAAUGCGCGCAUGGC
Messenger RNA from Schizophyllum commune H4-8, 288 nucleotides. RefSeq lists its product as uncharacterized. The record is from RefSeq and is a predicted model, not a curated record. The transcript has a single exon. NCBI's taxonomy places the organism in Eukaryota, Fungi, Basidiomycota, Agaricomycetes, Agaricales, Schizophyllaceae. The annotation marks the transcript as partial.